This is a messenger RNA of Oryza brachyantha (malo sina), 1084 nucleotides long. Its product is annotated as GTP-binding protein SAR1A. The transcript has 3 exons. Gene Ontology annotation, biological process: vesicle organization; intracellular protein transport; endoplasmic reticulum to Golgi vesicle-mediated transport. Gene Ontology annotation, cellular component: endoplasmic reticulum exit site; COPII vesicle coat. Gene Ontology annotation, molecular function: GTPase activity; GTP binding. Lineage: Eukaryota; Viridiplantae; Streptophyta; Magnoliopsida; Poales; Poaceae. The coding region runs from base 140 to 721 and encodes 193 amino acids. The record is from RefSeq and is a predicted model, not a curated record.
CGCCGCUACGUCACCACCAUUCGCUCGCCUCGCCUUGCCUCCCUUCCAAACGGGUCCGCGUCAAGAUCCGCUAAGAGCUGCUCUCUUUCUUCUUCUCCACUUCCGGCGAGGAGAGCCGGCGACGCGGCGGCGGAAGGAGAUGUUCCUGGUGGACUGGUUCUACGGCGUGCUCGCCUCGCUGGGGCUGUGGCAGAAGGAGGCCAAGAUCCUGUUCCUCGGCCUCGACAACGCCGGCAAGACCACGCUCCUCCACAUGCUCAAGGACGAGAGAUUGGUGCAGCACCAACCUACACAAUAUCCGACUUCUGAAGAGCUGAGCAUUGGGAAGAUCAAGUUCAAGGCAUUUGAUUUAGGAGGCCAUCAGAUUGCUCGCCGUGUGUGGAAAGAUUAUUAUGCCAAGGUCGAUGCAGUGGUCUACCUCGUGGAUGCCUACGACAAGGAGAGGUUCUCCGAAUCGAAGAAGGAGCUCGACGCCCUCCUCUCUGAUGAUUCCUUGGCCACUGUCCCGUUCCUGAUCCUGGGGAAUAAGAUUGACAUCCCCUACUCCGCGUCGGAGGAGGAGCUCCGCUACCACAUGGGGCUGAGCAACUUCACGACCGGCAAGGGCAAGGUGAACCUCGGCGAGUCCAAUGUGCGCCCUCUGGAGGUGUUCAUGUGCAGCAUCGUCCGCAAGAUGGGGUAUGGCGAUGGGUUCAAGUGGCUGUCACAGUACAUCAAGUAGGGUGGUUUUGCUGGAAAAAAAGAAGUGUUGAAGCAGUCAUCAUACUCCUGUUUCACCUUACAACAAAAUUGAGUUAGGAACUAGCUAGCAAGCUGGUGUGGUCAUGGUGGUUCAUGGUUCCAGUACAUAUGUGAUGGAAACAGCGAAAGACUGGAAUUUGUCUUAGAUUUUUGUUCAGUUAAAGAGUGACUCUUAAAGAUACAGAAACAACUUUUUAAAAAGCAUUCACUGGUACACAUAUGCCUACUACAAAGUCUGUUUACAUGUGUACCUUGGCAGUUUAAUAUGUGCCAUGGUCAUCCCAAUUCUGCGUCCAAGUCUGCAACAAAUCUAUAUAUGAUGGUACCAGGACGUCUUGCCCUA